This is a messenger RNA of Homalodisca vitripennis (glassy-winged sharpshooter), 3914 nucleotides long. RefSeq lists its product as uncharacterized. Bases 62 to 3847 code for a protein of 1261 amino acids. Gene Ontology annotation, biological process: proteolysis. Lineage: Eukaryota; Metazoa; Arthropoda; Insecta; Hemiptera; Cicadellidae. Gene Ontology annotation, molecular function: serine-type endopeptidase activity. The record is from RefSeq and is a predicted model, not a curated record. The transcript is spliced from 20 exons.
ACAGUAUUGUUCAGUACAAUAGUCAUUUAUUGUAAGAGCACAGUCUCUUGUAUCAUUUGACAUGCACUUCUUUGAGUUUUUCUGUUACAUUUUGAGUUUUUAUAUUAAUGUAAGGUCAUCUAACUCAAUUGAAGAAUAUCCAGUAUAUGACGCUGUUGACGAAUUUGCAACCAUCUUCUCUCGUAUUGAGUACAUCGAGCAAGAUAAAUUUGACCGAGGGAAAUUUGCUCUGCUUCAAUAUUUAAACCAUACCGCAGGAAAAAAGAUAACGGAUCUUCACUCACUUGUAGCUGAACUUACAAUAAGUUCCCAAGAUAAGGUAUGUGACAUAGAGAAAUUGCCUGGAGUGGCCCAGUUGGACGAGGGAGAAGUAACGUACCUGCCGUCUGUAUGUAUUGACAUCGGAUCGUGUAGUACGUCCUAUCAAUUGGCCACGCUAAAGAAUGCGUCCUGUUCCAAAAGCGAGAUGUGUUGCCGCAUUGAUAAGGUCAAGACUUUCAAGGAUCUGGGUAUGAAUUUCAAACCCUACCGAGAGCUACCCUCUGACUGGAAUUAUGAUCCAGAUUUAGCUAUCAUCGGACAGUAUCAACAGAUCAGCCCGGUCAUUGCUAUGAAAGCAGGGAAUGUAGAUAAAAUCAACAAGACUCUGAUGGAUAAGUUUCCUGUGUGCGGAAUAAAGCAUGUGGAUCCGGAACAGCAAAGUCAACGCAGAAUUAGAAUAUUCUUCUGCGUACGUGGAGAUCUCUGCUUAAAGAAAAAACUCUCAUAUGUAUCAGACACAAGCCAAAAAGCAAUGAACAAAUUUUGUCGAAAUGUUCCGGUGAAAAACUACUAUCCAUCAAAAUCCAAGAAACGAUUUUGCUGUGACAGUGAAUAUAUAAAUCAGAUCAAUAUAAAAGAUAAAUCCACUGGCAAAACUAUUCACCCUUUCAAGGAUGUUCCACAUGUUCCAUUUUACCUUAAGUAUGCACCAGGUUUUCGAGCAUCUUACAUGUGUGAAGCUUAUGCAAGAAUGUUGUGUGAAGACGAUAUUAAUGAGUGCCAAUACUCAUGUCCACUUGACCAUAGAUAUACAAAAAACAACAAAUUCAUGUACGACAAAUGGGUUGAUGGAAACCAAAAGUAUGGCGAAAUUCCUCAUCAGGCUCUGUUGGGUGUGUAUCAAGAAGGUUUGCUCCUUUCAUUUUACUGUGGAGGUACUCUGAUAAGCCGACGUUGGGUGCUCUCUUCCUUCAGAUGUACUAGUCGCUAUGGAAUAUAUGCCAAUUUAAUAUUGUUGGGAACAAAUGACAUGUUAGAGCCUUUUGAAGUCAACAAAGAAGAAAAAAUUUAUCUAAUAACAAAUACUUUAUAUUAUCCUUUCAACUCUUCAAGACCUGACAAAAGCCGCAGUACCCUCUACGACUAUAGUUUGUUUAAAACACAUGAAGAAGUAACGUUCUCAAAAUACAUCAAACCAGCCUGCUUAUACCACACAGAUCCGCCUGUCAACUGGAGAGAAUUGUUUUUUACAGGAUAUGGCGGUGCUUAUAAUUUUAUAAAGAGAAUUAAAUUUCCUGAUUUAUUUUCUAAAGAAAUAAAUGUACAAGGUUACAAUUUAUGGUGUCGCCCGCACACUUUGUACGAUAAAGAAGACCAUUACUAUAGUAGAUAUGGAGGUGGCUUGCCAAACAUUUUGUGUGGCAGAACUGUAGGAUGGCCAAGUAUCAUUAAUAAAACCAUAGAAGUAAAGUUUGCAUCACCAUGUAAGUACGAUGAAGGAGGGCCCCUACAGUUUAGGUUACCUCUGCCCUAUUGUAUGUACCAGGUAUAUGCCGUUCUAUCUUCGCAAAGAGAAUUUUGCCAUAAUGCUUCAUCAAUGAGUGCCUUCCAGACAGUAAAAUUUGUAUUGUCCAACAUUGAAGAUGUGGUUUGGAGCCAUCCAUUCCUUGAAGAUUUUCCAACGCCAUUGUUAAACCCAAACAAUUUUAAAUAUGAUCCGAUUUGGUAUGACGGAUGUGGACCUCCUAAAUGUCCGCUUAUCCAAAUACCAACAAGAUUUGUUUAUGGAGAGCCAGAAAUAGCAUUUUUAAGGAAUUACGAUAUCCAAACAGUAGACAAACUGGACAAAGGUAUACUACCAAACGUUUUUAAUGAGUUGGAAAUAUUACAAUCAAAUGAAACUUUGUGUGAUGUUGACCGGCCCUUGAUGCUAGAUUCAUUAGUCUCAAAAGAAGCUAUGUACAAGUAUAUUCCAGCCACAUGUGUAGAUCAUGACAAAUGUUCGAGUGAAUUUGGCGGGAAGUUCUCCGUUGAAGCUUGUAAGGAUAUAAGCAGUGUCUGUUGCUCUGUUGGGAGCCGGACUAAUAUUACCAGAUCAUUAAGGUACAACUACAGCCUCAUAGCACACGACGAACUUUUUGGGUAUAAAAUCAACAAGGAGAUAGUUUUUACUGGUCGUUAUCAAGAUGAUAUACCUGAUGCAGAAUACACACUUUUGAAAGAUGAGACAAACCGAAAAGCGAUAGAGAAAGAAUUUGUUUGCGGUAUAAAAAAGUACAUCUAUCCCAAGGAUAAAAUUCUUUACUCACCUUUCUUCUGUACCAAACUAAGCAACUGUAGGAAAUCAUCAGUCCCAAAAGAACAAGACAAACGAGUUCCUAGGAAAUCGUGGACUGAUAUUUGCAUCACAGGAAGUGAGGCAGUUAAAGCUCUAGAAGAUAAGACCGUGUGUUGUCAUCCCUUGGAUUUUGUUUCAAGCAAUUUCUCAAAAAAUAUUCCCUGGGAGUUUAAAGAACUGCCAUUAUACUUGAAGUAUGUUCCAGGGCUCAGGUCUGCUUACAAAUGUGAAGAAUACUACAGAUAUGUUUGUGAGAAUGAAAAGAACCAGUGUGUCCAUUACAAUGAUAAGGAUUUUGCUUCACCAGGUGAAAUCCCACAAAUGGCACAAAUAGGCUUUAUUGUACCAAAAAUGAUGUUUUACUACUGCGGAGGGGCCAUUAUAAGCUCCCGCUACAUCAUAUCCAGUGCAACAUGUGGCUUCAGACAAGGGAUAGUUGCCAAUGUGGUAUUGGUGGGUAACUACAACCAGACGGAGCUUCACGAUUAUACUGGGUGGGAGAAAGUGUAUCCACUGAGAGAAGUGCUCCAUUACCCUUUCAAGAGAAAACCGAAUUUCGAUGCUUAUGGAGCUCUAAAGCCUGUUCCUCCCCGUGGAGUUAUUGAUAAUGAUAUCAUUGAAUUUGUAUCCAAAAGUAAUAUCUUGAAGGAAUUUGUUGAUAUCGCUCUCUUCAGAACUAUCGAGGAUAUCGACUUCUCUCCACGAAUCAGACCUAUUUGUCUCUACUACAAUCCAGUAAACUACAUUCGCCGUGCUGUGUUCACAGGAUUCGGCUACCUACCCGAAGUUGAUACCAGAAGUGAACUAAUGAAGACGCAUCCUAUGGAUUUUAGACAGGACGACAAAGCAAGAAGAUGGGAAGAUUGUGGUAAUCCUGGAUUGUACAACAAUAAGACAUAUCCAUACUAUGCCCAAGCUGGAGUAAAAUCACUGUACCUGUUCUGUGCCAUAAGUGCGGGUUUUCGUCAUGGACCAUGCAAAUAUGACAAUGGAGGACCUUUACAGAUAGAAUUAAAAAUUCCAUUCUGUUCGUCGCAACUUAUCGGUGUGCUCUCAGCUGGUCGAAUCACGUGUAAUGAAGUCUCUCCUUUGGUGUUUGUAAAUGUUACAAAGUUUCUGGCAGAAAUUGAGGAAGUUGUGUGGCCUUUGCCGUUCUUGGAUAUAAUUUAUGAUUCACCUCCGUUAUGUCUAACAAGAAAAAAAGAACUGGAUAAUAUUUAUUAUUCUGUACUUAAUGUUAAUUCUUAAUAUGUUUGAUUUAUCGCUUGUGUUAUAUCUAUUUAUUAAUAUUGUAGAAUAAACAUUACUAAAAUCA